Molecule: messenger RNA, 3863 nt
Organism: Dicentrarchus labrax (European seabass)
Lineage: Eukaryota; Metazoa; Chordata; Actinopteri; Moronidae
Product: cholesterol 7-desaturase nvd
Exons: 7
Coding region: 192-1565 (457 amino acids)
Biological process (GO): chlorophyll biosynthetic process; cholesterol metabolic process
Cellular component (GO): chloroplast
Molecular function (GO): chlorophyllide a oxygenase activity; 2 iron, 2 sulfur cluster binding
Source: RefSeq, a predicted model, not a curated record
AAUGCUUUUAUUUUGAAACCAUUUGCUCAUCGGUGUAUCUGAUCUAAUGCAAUAUAAAUGGGUAGAUCCAGGUGGGCUGAUAACUGCAAAGAGGGGGCCCCCAAAUAAACAUCUGCUCAGGGCCGGCCCUGGGUGUGGCUUUCACAAAGUGGCGCAUCUUGUCUCCAAGACCGGGACACCAGAGAGUCAGGAUGCACAGUCCGAACAUGUUCACUGGGAAGGUAGCUGCUAUUAUUGGGUUGGGAGUAGGUGCGAUCCUUGUGUUUCCAGGCAGAGACGCGCCGGACUCAGCGGGCAGCGGGUACCCGAUAUGGAGGGGGACGGGGCUGCCCGGUGUCCUAGCGUGGGCUGUGGUCUGCACCGUCGCCGGAGCUUCCGUCCUCGCCGUGGGUUGGCUGUACAGGCUGCUCUUCUCCCCCCUGGAGCUCCUUAGGACGCCCCAUGAAGUGGGAUACAUCGCCGAGGACGGUCGCUCCAAAGCUCAGGCGGCCAACGAGGUCCGCCGCAGGAGGAAGACCGGAGAGCUGCCACCGGUGUAUCCAAACGGCUGGUACCGGGUGCUGGACUCACACCUGCUGGAGAGGGGCGAGGUCAAAAGUGUCUCUGUUCUAGGUGAGCAGGUGGCAGUGUUUCGGGGCCAAAAUGGAAAGGCCUAUGUGCUGGAUGCCUACUGCCCUCACCUGGGUGCCAACCUGGCUGUGGGAGGACAGGUGGUGGGAAGCUGCAUAGAGUGCCCGUUUCAUGGAUGGCAGUUUCGGGGGGACAAUGGCAAAUGUGUGAGGAUCCCCUAUGCAGAAAAAGUACCAGAGUUUGCCAAGGUGCGCAGCUGGCCCAGCUGUGAGGUCAACAGCCAGAUCCUGGUUUGGUUUCACUGUGAUGGAGAAGAUCCUCAGUGGGCCGUCCCAGAGCAGCCAGAAAUUGCAACGGGCGAGUGGGUCUAUCGGGGCAGGACUGAACACUUUAUCAAUGCUCACAUACAGGAGAUUCCUGAAAAUGCAGCAGACGUUGCUCACAUCGCUCACCUGCACACGCCGAGCUUUGUCAGCGGAAUUGAUCUGCGCUACAUCCACAGCAAAACCUUUGCAUUUUUGCGGCAUGACUGGAAGGUUCAAUGGGAACCAGAGGCAGAGCCCAACAAGCACUGUUCCCAGAUGUUGGUGAAACAUGCAUUUACUGUGUUUGGACUCCACUGGCCCAUGUUGGAUGUUCAUGUUGUGGCCAGACAGAUUGGUCCAGGAGUGGUGUUUCUGCUGUUUAACCACAGUUUCUUGGGCCGGGGGCUUAUCAUUCAGUGUGUGACUCCAGUAGAACCUCUGCUGCAGUGUGUCUCUCACAUCAUGUUUUACCAAUCUAAUAUCCCACCUAUGGUGCCCAAAUUCUUCCUCAGGACAGAGUGCAUUCAGUUUGAGCGGGACGUGAUGAUUUGGAACAAUAAGAAGUACAUCUCCAAGCCUCUCCUCGUGAAGGAAGAUUCAGCCAUCCAGAAGCACAGGCGCUGGUUCAGUCAGUUCUACAGCGAGAACAGCCCCCGGCUGCAAUACCAGCGUGACACUUUAGACUUCUGACCUCCGUGAAGGAGGGGAGAUCAGCGGAGAAGAUGUCAGAUCAGGGUUGACAUUAAUCAGAGGUCAGAGGGAGUCCAUCAUUGAUUUUAUCUGUCACAUAUGAUAAAUUAAAAGAGGAAAGGAGACCUGACUUGUGGAGGGUCUUAGCGCUGAUCUGAAAGCCCGAACCUUUCGUUAAACCUGACUUUCCAGCUUUAAGUACGCAAGUCCCUACUGUUAUCAUGUUAGCUGCUUGGACUGGAAUGACUAAGUGAAUGUAUUUAGCCCAUAAAUGUGAGAUUUUGAUGAACCACUGCUAAUAUUCAAAGCAAGCACUACUAAGAACACCGCAAUUGCCUUGUUGCAAUGCUGCAAUUAUCUCUUUACUCUGAAAAAUAAUCACUGUGAUAAUAUAACCAGUAACAGUCUUGUGCUUGAGCGAUGGUUUCAGCUGAUUUUCAGUAUAAACCGCCUGCCUCUAGUUCGAGCUCAGUAAAAAGGCUUCUUCUUCUGCAGUAUGUCUCACAAUACUAUGAUUUGGUAUCAUUGUGUUUCUCACUUUGACUUCAUCUGCGUUAGAAAAUAUUAAUCUGGCCUUCACACUCUAAGUUUAAGUCUCUAAUGUGUAAUCAAACUUGGCAAUGCCUCAGCUGCAGGUAUAAUGGAAGGUGUGUUUGUAUUCUGAUGGAGAUCUAGGGUUACUCAACAGCCAGCUGAUAGUGAUAUUGUAGUCACAGCAGUGUGCAAUGACAACUUAAAGGACCACUUCACCAAGUUUUUGGGUGAUUCAGAGGCGUAUCUCUGAAUUAUGUCAUAGUAUGACUGGAACUGACAUGACUUUUAAAUACCAUUACGCUGUCCCUAGCUUGUAGAGAAGUUAUGUCCACAUCCAGAUUCUCAGAUUAAAAAAUAUGACUACAUUUCCUGCUACUGUGCGAGCCAGUACUGCAUAUCAGAUGGAGGAUUUGGGGUAGUAACAACUACAUGCUUUGUAUGAGUUAGAGCGAGGACUAAAGACAUAGUUAAGCAACGCGGAUAGGUAAACUGUUCUUUGUGACAAAAUAGUUACAUCACGCACAUUUUUCAUUUGUUUAAAUGUGUUCAUGUAUGGAUUAAACCUACAAAACUACAAAGGUGUGGAAGUAAUUUCAACAGACACAGCUAGCUGUUUCCCCCUGCUUCCUGUCUUCAUGCUAAGCUAGGCUAACUAUGUCCAGAUGAAAACAGGUUGAGCACAUAAUACUGACAUUAUUAUGACAGUUUAAGUUGAUAUAGCACAUUUGUACCUAAACAGUUGCUUUAUCACACAUCCAGCCGUUACGUAGGGACUUUGUAAGCAAUAAUUGUUGUGUUUCUGUCCACCUCAUAAAUGAAAGUCCAAUAUUCAUCCUUAAUCCUUUUAGCUCUUUUUUGCUCUCCACCAAAUUCCAAGAGAAAUAUUUGUCUCUUUAGCUGCUAAAUGUGCCACUAAAUCCACCAUCUUGUCUCUAAUUCUAUCUGUCUGCUGCUCGAUUAGUCAUCCACUGAUAUCAUAAGAAAACACUGAUUAUAGCUGCGUUAACAUACAAACAGGAUCUCAUAAAGAAAGGCAAAUCCUUUAACAAGCAUAACUGUGCACACAGUCAUAUGUCAGUUAGAUAAUGUGGCACAGAUGGAGACAAAAGAUGAAGCUGUCCUUUGAUUAUGACAGAUGAUGAUGAUGAUGAUGAUGAUGAUACUACUACUUAAAAUGUUUCCAGAUGCUGAGAUUUAUAUAUUUUAUUUUAUUUAUUUUUCAUUAAUGCUGUUAUUUGUUUUUGUUUUUGUUUUAUUCACAACUAUGCAUUGAAAACCUUAAUUUAAAGUCAGUCUUUCCUGUUACUAUACUAUGUUGCUAUAGUUGAAAAACAGCAAUAUGCAGUUUCCACAUUUCUUUUUGUUUAUUUACUCCUGGUGCAUGUUGUCGACUCAUUGCUGAUUUAAUCACUGAUGACUACAAUGCUGUGAGACUUUAUUAAAGCUACUGUUCCCAUUUGGAAAUGUGACUAAACUAGGCCUAUAAAAGCGAUAAUCUUCACUUGCCUGCGGUGAUGGGGCGGAUUUCCUGGGACUGCUUGGAAUUACUUUUUAAUUUCCGUUGUCAGAUGAUCAUAGAAGAGAGAAGAUACAUUUCAAAGCAAAUAACCAGCGAUGUUAAAAAGCACAAUACUUCUUGUGAAUAUCAGAUCAACUCCGCUCUUCUGCUCCUUCUCAAAAUGAAAAUGUAUUUUUGUAACUGGCUAAUCUACAGAUGUAAUGUUCAUUUGGAUGUGAAGAAUAAAUGUGUCUGCUCAGCUCUAA